UGAAAGCCUUUCAGUCUGCUAAUGCUUGGCUACAGCAGCUCAAACAGAAGCAGUCAUGCUCAGACUAAGCUGUAUUUUGUUACUGACCUUGAUGGCAAUUACAGCAAUGGGCCAGUUGUCAUGCCCCUCUCUUUGCCACUGCCACGGUGACUUACAACAUGUAAUCUGCUACAGUGCAGGUCUCAGGAAGAUCCCCAAGGUGUCAGAUCAAACAAAGCUGCUGAACCUCCAAAAGAACCGUUUUCCUGUGUUGCCUCCUGGUGGCUUCAGUUCCAUGACAGGGCUAGUAUCUCUGCACCUUCAGGAAUGUUAUAUCCGUGUCAUCACAAAAAAUGCUUUCAAGGGCCUCAAGAAACUUGUAUACCUUUACCUCUCCAACAAUGCCAUCAAUAUAAUCAGGGCUGGUGCUUUUGAUGACCUGGGUGAGCUUACUUAUCUCUUCCUGGAUAGCAACAAGAUUGCGGACAUACCCAAAGCACUCUUUGCUCCACUUCAGAAUCUCUUUAUUCUGCAGCUAAAUGAUAACAGGAUAAAGGAACUGAAGCCGGGAACAUUUACAGGAGCAGUAAGUCUGCGCUGGCUUCACCUAAGUAGCAAUGAGAUCAGUUCUAUUCAGCCUGGAUCCUUGGAUGAAGUAGAAAACCUGGCCAUCUUUCACUUGAAUGGAAACAAACUCAGUUCAUACCCAUUGGCUGCAAUAAGCAAAUUGCGUGUGGUUGAAGAGCUGAAGUUAUCCCACAAUCCCAUUGAAGUAAUCCCUGAUGAAGCCUUCCAGUCCUUUGGACGGUACCUGCAAGAAUUGUACUUGGGCAACAUGGGAAUACAAAAGUUUUCAGAUAAUGCAUUUAGUGGUGUUACCGCACUGAAAGCUAUACAUAUAGAGAACAACAAGUUGGAAUCCCUACCAAAUAACUUCCCGUACUCCAACCUUGAGAACAUGACCCUCUCUGACAACCCUUGGCAGUGUACGUGUCAACUCUUCCCUCUGCAAAAGUGGCUAGUGUCCAGUGUUGUUAAUCCUGAAGCAGUGUGCGCUUCACCGUCACAGUACCGUGGAAGGCAGAUCAGGGACAGCUCUGUCUUUAGUAGCUGCAAGCUUCCAACCAAGAGAGAUGGCAGUGCAACCAAGAAGAGGAAGGUCAGUCCUAGACAAUGACCCUCAAAAUCAGCAGAUGACUGACAUGGAACUUUGAACAUUUCCAGCUACACCAUUCUGUUCUUUUGCUAUCCUGUUUAUCAUGUCGAAGAACUGAUGCCAGUGGUCUGUAGAAACAUGGGAACUCAGCUGCUGACACUUCACAAAUUUAAUUUGUGCUUAUUCAACAUAUCAGAAGCUGCAAAAUAGUCUUUAAAAGAACAAAAUUACUAAAUAUUUAACCAGAAAAUUAGGCAUAAAGUUAAAAAUAUACAUUCUGGUAAACCUGUUUAAUCAAACUGUUACACGUUUUUAUUGUUUACAAUGGCAAAUGUCAGCUACAUAGACAUAUAGUUUGUAAGAAAACAUUAUACAAAAGUACUUUUAGCUUUCACGAAUGUACUUGCAACGCAUACAGGAUGUUGUUUAAAAUAUUUUAUGUUCUUAGAAGCAUUUAAAUAAAGCACAGCAUAAAAAUCUUGA
Messenger RNA from Protopterus annectens (West African lungfish), 1618 nucleotides. It is a transcript of the gene CHAD, whose product is annotated as chondroadherin. Gene Ontology annotation, molecular function: protein binding. Gene Ontology annotation, cellular component: plasma membrane. The record is from RefSeq and is a predicted model, not a curated record. The transcript has 4 exons. Lineage: Eukaryota; Metazoa; Chordata; Ceratodontiformes; Protopteridae. Bases 56 to 1156 code for a protein of 366 amino acids.